CAAACACUCUCGCAGGCACUAGCCUCAAACCCUCGAAACCUUUUUCCAACAGUUUACACCCCAAUUCGGACGCCGCUCCAAGCUCGCUCCGUUGCUCCUUCAUCGCACCACCUAUUAUUUCUAAUAUCGUAGACGCGACAAGAUGUCGGCGCUCGUGCUGAAGCCCUGCGCGGCCGUGUCUAUUCGCGGCAGCUCCUGCAGGGCGCGGCAGGUCGCCCCCCGCGCUCCGCUCGCAGCCAGCACCGUGCGUGUAGCCCUUGCAACACUUGAGGCGCCCGCACGCCGCCUAGGCAACGUCGCUUGCGCGGCUGCCGCACCCGCUGCGGAGGCGCCUUUGAGUCAUGUCCAGCAGGCGCUCGCCGAGCUUGCCAAGCCCAAGGACGACCCCACGCGCAAGCACGUCUGCGUGCAGGUGGCUCCGGCCGUUCGUGUCGCUAUUGCCGAGACCCUGGGCCUGGCGCCGGGCGCCACCACCCCCAAGCAGCUGGCCGAGGGCCUCCGCCGCCUCGGCUUUGACGAGGUGUUUGACACGCUGUUUGGCGCCGACCUGACCAUCAUGGAGGAGGGCAGCGAGCUGCUGCACCGCCUCACCGAGCACCUGGAGGCCCACCCGCACUCCGACGAGCCGCUGCCCAUGUUCACCAGCUGCUGCCCCGGCUGGAUCGCUAUGCUGGAGAAAUCUUACCCGGACCUGAUCCCCUACGUGAGCAGCUGCAAGAGCCCCCAGAUGAUGCUGGCGGCCAUGGUCAAGUCCUACCUAGCGGAAAAGAAGGGCAUCGCGCCAAAGGACAUGGUCAUGGUGUCCAUCAUGCCCUGCACGCGCAAGCAGUCGGAGGCUGACCGCGACUGGUUCUGUGUGGACGCCGACCCCACCCUGCGCCAGCUGGACCACGUCAUCACCACCGUGGAGCUGGGCAACAUCUUCAAGGAGCGCGGCAUCAACCUGGCCGAGCUGCCCGAGGGCGAGUGGGACAAUCCAAUGGGCGUGGGCUCGGGCGCCGGCGUGCUGUUCGGCACCACCGGCGGUGUCAUGGAGGCGGCGCUGCGCACGGCCUAUGAGCUGUUCACGGGCACGCCGCUGCCGCGCCUGAGCCUGAGCGAGGUGCGCGGCAUGGACGGCAUCAAGGAGACCAACAUCACCAUGGUGCCCGCGCCCGGGUCCAAGUUUGAGGAGCUGCUGAAGCACCGCGCCGCCGCGCGCGCCGAGGCCGCCGCGCACGGCACCCCCGGGCCGCUGGCCUGGGACGGCGGCGCGGGCUUCACCAGCGAGGACGGCAGGGGCGGCAUCACACUGCGCGUGGCCGUGGCCAACGGGCUGGGCAACGCCAAGAAGCUGAUCACCAAGAUGCAGGCCGGCGAGGCCAAGUACGACUUUGUGGAGAUCAUGGCCUGCCCCGCGGGCUGUGUGGGCGGCGGCGGCCAGCCCCGCUCCACCGACAAGGCCAUCACGCAGAAGCGGCAGGCGGCGCUGUACAACCUGGACGAGAAGUCCACGCUGCGCCGCAGCCACGAGAACCCGUCCAUCCGCGAGCUGUACGACACGUACCUCGGAGAGCCGCUGGGCCACAAGGCGCACGAGCUGCUGCACACCCACUACGUGGCCGGCGGCGUGGAGGAGAAGGACGAGAAGAAGUGAGGAGCGCCAGAGGCUCUUUGGGCGGAGACAGCUUCAAAGCGAGGGGGCGUAUUAGCAGUACCGUAAAUAUGCACUGAUGGGUGAUGCGGGUGUCCUCCUUUAUAUUGAAUGGGGUCAAAAUAGGCGGCGGGUCAAAUGUUUCCUUUUUGAGUGGUGUCACAGCAUGGGGCACGUGUGCGGAGGCCAGUUGCCCUCCAGUGCACGCGCUCCCGGUGUGUGGCCGCACUGGCCUUGGAUAAUGCACCGGUGGAGGAUUAUGGAAGAGGGGGACUCAGAAGGCUCAUUAUUGGACAAUGCCUGGUCUCUUCCACAUUGGUGUGAGCGCGGCUCCGCAUAGGCUGUUCACUGCACGCUGGCAUUAGGCGUAGGUACUGGCAUGAGGGAGCGCGGCUUGCUAACCGAAUGGCGUAUCCCUCCAGGGCACGUCGGAAUGGCGCGUGCCCAUCAACGCAAAUUCUUGGCCUUCAUCGCUUCUGGAUAUUGAAGCUGCACAAACCUGCAUUCUAUUUGCUUGUUUACACGUGCCCCAAUCUUGGUUGGAAGCUAAACAUGUUUGGGAACAAUUCAUCUUACUAAAGCGUGUGGGGGUUGAGGAUGCGCACGUUGUGCGCUGGUGGGUGGGCGGGAACGUGGGUAGCAUUUAGGCUAGCUGGCAUACGACAACGGGGCCCGUGAGGAUUGAGCACUUGACUCGCGAACUUAUGAACGUAGCGCUUUAUACCCACCGUAUGCGAUUGACGUUGGUGUAGGCAACCAGGCGGUAGGAAGGCGGAGAGAUGCAUUGCAAACGCCUGUAAAAGAACGGCAUAGCUACUAGACACUCUGAUGUGGACCCUUGGCGCAGCCACGACAGGAGAGGUGUGCAUCAGCCGCUUGUAAGCACGCACUUCU
Chlamydomonas reinhardtii is the source of this 2527-nucleotide messenger RNA. RefSeq lists its product as uncharacterized. Gene Ontology annotation, molecular function: 4 iron, 4 sulfur cluster binding. The transcript has 10 exons. Bases 143 to 1636 code for a protein of 497 amino acids. Lineage: Eukaryota; Viridiplantae; Chlorophyta; Chlorophyceae; Chlamydomonadales; Chlamydomonadaceae. The record is from RefSeq and is a predicted model, not a curated record.